GAUGGUCGGAUUGUUGUAGAGAACAAGACUUCUGGGCCGGUCGAUCCGGUUCUCGCGCCACGGAUAUCAAAGCCCAAAUUCCAAUCCGAUUUCGGGCGUUGACAAUUCCGGCACGUUAUUUCUGUGAACGAUAACGUCGAAGGUUGCCUGGGAGAUUCUUAAUUUAUUUGAAGGAAUCUUGCAAGCAAUUUGCAUAGAGAGCGGGAAAUCCUUUUGGAGCUCGAGUUUGCGAGGAAGGGAGAGAGAGAGAGGUGUUUCAGAAUGGUAGGAGAGGCAAAGGUUGAUAGGGAGCAGGAGGUCGUCUCCGUUGAGCUGCCAGCUCCUCCUGGCUGGAAGAAGUUUGCUCCAAAGAAAGCUGGGACUCCCAUGAGGAACGAGAUUUUUUUCAUUUCUCCCACUGGUGAGGUGAUUAGAAACAAGAAAAAGUUGAACCAAUAUCUUCGGUCUCAUCCUGGAAAUCUUUCUUCUUCUGUAUUUGAUUGGGGAACUGGUGAUACCCCAAGGCGCUCUGCUAGGAUUAGUGAAAAGAUAAAAGCAAUGGAAACUCUACAGGAAGAACCUCCAAAGAAGCGAGGAAGGAUUUCUAGCUCAAAGAAAGAAAUCAAACAGAAAAAUGGUGUUGUAGAUGAACAGGCGGAGGAUGAGGCACUGGAAAGUAGAAAUGUAACCACACUAGGACUAGAGAGCUUAAUAUACGCUCAAAUGAAAAAUGAUGAGGCUGGUUCAGUGAAUGGAAAGGAAUUGGCUGCUACUAGAGCGAUUUCAGGGGAUAAUUCUAAAGAUGAUUCAAUUGAAGGAACUAAUAAUGAAAAAGAUGAUUUAGAUGCAGAAGUAGAGAAUGAGGAACCGAAAAGUGAGGAAGGAGUAGCUAUACCAGCGGCAGAGAAUGUUGAAGAUGUUGAUAUAAAAGAUGCUGUGGGUAGUUCGUUGAAUGUAGGAAAGAAUGAGAUUGCUGCUGAAGAUAUCGAGGAUAGUUUUAAGGUAGAUUCAAAUGAAGGGGCUAAACAUGAGAAGAAUAAUAUAGAUGCAGAUUUAGUUGAUGAACCACCUGAAAGUGAGAAGACAGCUACACAUGUGCUAGAAAGCGUAAAUGAUGCAGAUAUGAAUGAUGCUGAAGAUGUUUCAGUGAAAGGGAAGGAAGCGGCUGCUACUAAUGCUAUUGCGGAUGAUGGUUCUGCCAAGGUUAAUUUGACUGAAAGGACUAAAGCGGAAAAGCAUGAUGUUGAUGCGGUGGUAGAUUAUGAAGCACUUGCAAGUGAGAAGCGGGUGGCUAUACAAGCACUAGAGAGCAUAGAUGAUGUGGAUAGCUCGGUAAAAGGAGAGAAAGAUACUGCUGCUAAAGUUAUUACAGUGUGCAGUUCUUCUAAGGUUGAUUCAGACGAAGGAAGUAAACAGGAAAAGGAUAAGGUUGUUGUGGAUGAGGCAGUGGAAAGUGAAAAGGUAGCGAAACAAGCACUAAAGAGUGUAGAAGAUGCAGAUCCGAUGGAUGCUGAUGGUGAUUCUGCAGGAGAGGAAGAAUCUGCUGCUAAAGCUAUUCCUGAGGACACUUCUGUAAAAGUUAAUUCAAAUGACAAGCCCGUAAAAAUUGAUUCAAAUAAUGAGGCAUUGGAAAGUGAAAUUGUGUCUAAACAAUCAGUAAAGAGCGUAGAAGAUGCAGAUCCAAUGGAUGCUGAUGAUGAUUUUGUAGUAGGAGACGAAGAAUCUGCUGCUAAAGCUUUUAUUGAGGACACUCCUGUAAAAGUUGAUUCAAAUGAUAAGCCUGUGGAAAAGGACAAAGCCUAUAAAUAUGACGUCUAUCAAGAUUCUGCUGUAAAUCCAGCUGAAGGAGAAGAAAAUGAACUGAAAAAACAGGCACAGUGGGAGCAGAGUAUAGAUGUGACUGUCAUAUCAACCCAGGAGGAAACUGUUUUGGAAAGCGAAAACUUGGUUGUGUCUCAAGUGUUAACACACAAGACCGAACGAUACAAGGACAAUUUAAUUGUGGAAGAAGUCAAGGACAAGCCCUUAUUAAAUGAUAAUCACAAAGGUGAGCAGGUUUCUCCCUCCAAAGUUAUUCCGACUGCGAACCACGUAGAGUUGCAGAGCCCACAUAAGGCUUCGGCACUUGUUUGAAUGAAUUUGAAUCCGGCUGUGGGGAGCCAUUUAUUGUUGCCUGUCUGGGUAUAGGUGUGUGUUGACCGCCUCACUGCUUUGCUUAUAUGGCCUGUCAUCUCUAUUAUGAUACUAAAAUUUGUUGAUAUCUACUGCAUCUUGACAAUGUGAUGACCGUGACUCAAAGUUGAUUCCUAUUGUUAUUAAACUUAGCAGAGGGGAGGUGUGAACUCCCUUAGGUGAGAAUAUAAAUUGUAUUUUAUUUGAUCCUGUUUUAACGUUGUGGUUAUGUAACGUUGAAUAAAGAUUUUAGAACAACCUGCGAGGCCUCUACAACUGCUCUUUUAUUGUUUU
Phalaenopsis equestris is the source of this 2445-nucleotide messenger RNA. RefSeq names its product methyl-CpG-binding domain-containing protein 10-like. The transcript is spliced from 4 exons. NCBI's taxonomy places the organism in Eukaryota, Viridiplantae, Streptophyta, Magnoliopsida, Asparagales, Orchidaceae. Gene Ontology annotation, molecular function: DNA binding. The record is from RefSeq and is a predicted model, not a curated record. Bases 262 to 2112 code for a protein of 616 amino acids.